Menidia menidia (Atlantic silverside) is the source of this 2710-nucleotide messenger RNA. The record is from the annotation of a GenBank genome assembly. Lineage: Eukaryota; Metazoa; Chordata; Actinopteri; Atheriniformes; Atherinopsidae.
UGAGCUCACCAGUGUCCCUUCCUGUUUAGGUUGUGUUUAUUGUCUAAACUACACUUCUUAUCUCGGCUGCAUCCCGCGUGAGGAGGAGGAGGGCUCGCGGAGCGCUCGCGCUCUGUGAUGGGACUACAGAUCCGUUAGUAUCCGGAGCUUCCUCUGCUUCCAUCAUGGCUCCCUCGCUGGACCGACAAGGAUACUGGGGGCGGCCGACCUCCACGCUGGACUGGUGCGAGGAAAAUUACAUCGUCUCUUUUUACAUCGCGGAAUACUGGAACACUGUCAGCAACCUGAUCAUGAUUCUUCCUCCGAUCUACGGGGCCUUCCAGACGUUCCGCGACGGCCUGGAGUUUCGCUACAUCUGCUCCUUCCUGGGGCUGGCAGCUGUGGGCGUUGGUUCCUGGUGCUUCCACAUGACGCUGCUGUAUGAGAUGCAGUUGCUGGACGAAUUGCCCAUGAUUUACAGCACGUGUGUCUUCGUCUACUGUCUAUAUGAGUGCUUCAAACAAGAGAACACCAUCAGCUUCUUUCCCAUAGCGUUGUUAUUAAUCUUUAGCACAUCAGUCACUUUGGUGUACUUACAGUGGAAGGAGCCCGUGUUUCACCAGGUCAUGUAUGGUGCUCUGGUGGCGUGCCUAGUGAUGCGCUCCAUCUUCAUUGUUACAUGGGUAUACCCAUGGCUCAGGCCGCUGUGUUACACCUCUUUAGGCAUCUUCCUGCUGGGCUUUCUGCUGUGGAACAUUGAUAAUAUCUUCUGUGACUCAUUAAGAGCCAGCAGAAAAAUGCUGCCCCCUGGUGUUGGAGUGAUACGAUCUACCUACCUCAAAUAUAGACCAAAAGUUAAGUUUCUGUGUGGAGUCUGGCCCACGUUGCACAUUGAGCCACAAAGGAUGAGCUGAAAUGGAGGGAUGGGGAGCAGCUGAAGGAUGGUGACUGCCAACUCCAGACGCCAGUGGCACAGGGACCUGCCAGAGCCGCCCUGCCCCUGCUGGAGAGCCAGCCCACAGCCAGGCAGGUGGACCCCCCAGCACCACCCCGGGGACCCCGCGCUUUUGGAUUAUGGGGAUUACCUCGCUGCUACUACCUAGCGCUGAAUCCAGUCUCACGAGAUGGAAAUUUUGUUCGUUUUUUUUUGUUUUUUUUAAAUCUGUCGUAAUUUAUUAGAUUAGCUCUUUUUGUAAUUUUAUUGAAGUGCAGUUAUUUUAUUUGCUCCACUGGAAUGGUGAAAAUUUGAAGGGAUCAUGGUGUCGCUGUGUCAAAAUCCACAUUUUUAAAUGUUAUUAUGAUAUUAAUAAUGCUAAUAAUCAUCUCUUAAACUAAAACGUAUUUAAGUAUGUCCAAGUUAUCACAAAAUCCUGAGAGGUCUGCUUGAAACACACUGCUGUGCUGUCCCACGAUAAUGAAGCAUCACACUGUGAACCUGGGAUGUGCUCACUCAUUGAUCAAAGGCUUAAUCCACUUCGCAGCACCUGUUUUAACAACUGGAACGCCACACUUUUAAAGAUUUUGUUGCCAAAGCUGGGCUGGGAUUUAAAACUGAAGUAUUGAAGUCUUGUAAUUGUUUAUUUUGCUGUUGAUGUGAAACCGCAAGACACUGAUUUUUAGUUUUUUUUUUUUUUUUCCUUUUUAAUUGUUUAGGUUUUCCCUCUUUACACAGAACAAGUGCGUCUAAACUUCACUGGGAGGGCUCUGGGUUUCCUACCUGUAGUAGAGCGCCGGUCAGAGCACAAAGUCCUGACCACUGAGCUAAAAGCUCCCGGAGGAGGAGUGGACUUUCCACCGUCUAAACAAAUCACAUUCACAGCAAUAAUGUGGGAAUAAUGACGCUCCCCCUUCAAGUGACCCGCACUGCUUCAGGGCAUCUUAUUUAACACAAUAUUUAUUAAUCCCCUCUCCUUUUUGUGACGCUAAGCUGCUCACUGAGUGCAGACGCCAUAGAGGAAUACCUCUGUAAAACAACCACUGGGGGGCGUAAAUGUUCAUCCUCUGGCUGCCCGGCUCUGAAGAACUCCAAAUUACCUACAGGCUCUCCAUGUUCUGUGGUUUAGAAAAGAGGGGCCUUUCUUUUCUAUCAUUUGUUCUGCUACUGUGAAUGUGUUUUAGUCAGAUUGGAGGACUCAGCUUGAAGUAACCGUUAACUGGAAGCUCUGCACAUCGUGCGGGAAUUAUGGACGAAACCCUCGUAAACACCCAAAGUAUCUCCUGAAUCGACACACACAUUUUUCUGCAAUGCAUCGGUAGCCAGAGGCCCAGUGUUACAAACAUUCAGAAGCACAAUUACUCAGAAAAAGUAUUUGCAUUGUCCAGAUGUGUGUGUGUUAACUUUCUACUGUUUUCUCGAACUGGCUGCUCAUCAGGAGAGCGGCCAGCUGUCAAAGAGGGUGCCUUAUUGUAAUCCUUGCCGUGUAAUCCAAGUUGCCUUGAUGUUUUGUGAUACACUGUUGUGUUUGUCCCCCUCCCCUGACUGCGAGCGGCCAACAGCGCCAGGAGGAAGAAGGGAAACAGUUCAUGACGCAAAGGCUGCGCCUGAUUCUUUGGCCUUCCGUUCAUUUCACGAGUCCGACCACUCACACAGCUCUUAAGAAGUCAAUAGUCGACACAAAAGCUGAUACUUUCAUGUGUUCUCAGCCAGAGGAGUCGAUUCUGUCAGCAUCCCUUAGUUGAUCACGUCUUUUUUGAUGUCCUGUGCAGUCCAAUAAAGGAAAACAUGUCAGAC